Messenger RNA from Rubroshorea leprosula, 750 nucleotides. The record is from the annotation of a GenBank genome assembly. Lineage: Eukaryota; Viridiplantae; Streptophyta; Magnoliopsida; Malvales; Dipterocarpaceae.
UCUUACUGAAUCUAUAGUGAAGCGUUGCUGAAAUCACAUUAGAGAACUUCAUCGUACGAGCUACCAGUUGCCAAGUUCAAGUUCUCAGUCAAUAGAGAGUCAAUCAAAAAUCUUGAAGUAUUUUAGUUCAAUCGUCACAAAUUCAGUGAGAGUUACAAAAUAGAGAUGUCUUCAGAGGGAACACUGAGUAUUGGAAGUGAAGAAGAUGUGCAAGAGUUGAGCUCAAGCAAGAGCAAUAGCGAAGUAGAAACUUCCAACAGUGGGGGAACUGAAAGAAGUGGGCAAGGUGAGGAAAGUGAAAGGGAGGCAGAGGUGGGAGUGCUCUCUAAUAUUUUGGAUGUUGACAAUAGUAGGGCUAAGUGUUAUAAUGAAGAGGAUGAGGUGGUUUCAGAGGUGGUAGGAUAUGAGGCAUUUUGGAAGAGCAAGAGCGACCUCACACAUCUAGUGGAGCAGUACGCCAUCCGGGGCAUGUGUUACUUAGACCGAUUGGUGAGAUGGAAAGGGUGUGCUCAGCGCCAAGGGACCAUUGGAUGCCCAUAUAUGGCCAUUAUCUAUCAGCUGAGCUUAGGUUCACAGCACUUGAGCUGUUAAUGGCUUUGUUGAAGGCGUAUGGGUUGGGGAUAAUGCAGCACAUCCCCAACGCAUCGCCACUGAUCAUAGGGUUCUUAGUAUAUUAUCGAACAUGAGGUGUGCUUGUCCCAACAAUCAAUUUGUUCAAGUACUUUCUUUUAAUAAAGAGAGGGAGCAAUA